This is a messenger RNA of Calliphora vicina (urban bluebottle blowfly), 551 nucleotides long. Its product is annotated as active regulator of SIRT1-like. Lineage: Eukaryota; Metazoa; Arthropoda; Insecta; Diptera; Calliphoridae. The record is from RefSeq and is a predicted model, not a curated record. The transcript is spliced from 3 exons. The coding region runs from base 59 to 454 and encodes 131 amino acids.
CACACGUUUUUAUUUUUAUUUACUUUCGUGCAGUUGCUUAAAAAAAAUUGAAAUUAAAAUGUCUUUAAAAUUAUUAAAACAAAGUGUCGAUAUAAUUGAAGAAGAUCUUAAACAAACAAAAACUAAAAAAGGUAAACAAACUUCGAAUGCAAACAACAAAAAUUAUAAAACUCAAAACAAAACUAUUGCGGUGGAACAUUUUUCCAAGAAGCACAAAAAGAGCAUUCAAGAUGUGAAGCACGAAUUGAAGUCUUCCAAUAAAAAAACAGAGGAAAAUAUAAAACGACUUUUGGCUUUGUCCAUGAACACGGUUAAAGCGAAGGAUGCUGAAAAGAUAGUUCAGCGAGCUCAUAAAGGACGUUAUGUGGAGAAAAUUAUACCAAAAGUUAAGCAGGAGUCUAUAUUCACAGAAGAAGACUUCCGUAAAUUUGAAGAAGAAUAUUUUAAGUCAUAGUUUUAUCAUUUUUAAUAAUUUAUUAGAUUUCGUUAGUAAUGUGGUAAUAUGUAUUGUAGAAAUACAUUUUUUAAUAAAAAUAAGGUAUGUACUUUAA